Messenger RNA from Theobroma umbraticum, 1803 nucleotides. RefSeq names its product carboxypeptidase D (gene SOL1). Gene Ontology annotation, biological process: peptide metabolic process; protein processing. Gene Ontology annotation, molecular function: metallocarboxypeptidase activity; zinc ion binding. Lineage: Eukaryota; Viridiplantae; Streptophyta; Magnoliopsida; Malvales; Malvaceae. The record is from RefSeq and is a predicted model, not a curated record.
CCUCUUUCCCCCUCUUCUCUGUUCCUGUCUCUGAAGAUCGUUAGAAGAAAGGACAACUCGCCUGAUGCUGAGCUGAAGCUCCCAUACAUUAGUUAGGAAAAAAAUAAAAAGAUGAAUCUCGUCAUUUGUCUCCUUUUCUCCUGCUUUCUUCGCCACGUUAUCGCCAGAGGCGCCCAACGCAGUACCUCUCUCUCUUCAGGUUUUAGAAAUGAUAGUUAUGCGGCUAUUACAAGGCAUUUAUUUGAGGAAAACCAGUCUCAGCCGAGUAUCGAUAUUGCUCGUGGCUAUAUGACUAAUUCGGAACUGGAAAAGGCAGUGAAGGAAUUUGGGCAAAGAUGUAGUCACAUUUCUAGGAUAUACAGUAUUGGAACGAGUGUGAAAGGUGUUCCACUGUGGGUGAUAGAGAUUUCUGACAAACCAGGAGAGGAAGAACCCGAACCUGCAUUCAAGUUUGUUGGUAAUGUGCAUGGUGACGAACCUGUUGGUCGCGAGCUUCUCAUACUUCUUGCAAAUUGGAUAUGUGACAACUAUAUGAGAGAUCCACUGGUUAAAUUGAUUGUCGAAAAUGUUCACCUUCACAUACUUCCAUCAAUGAAUCCUGAUGGGUUUUCUCUUAGGAGGCGUGGUAAUGCAAAUGGUAUUGAUCUAAAUCGAGAUUUUCCAGAUCAGUUCUUUCCUUGGAAUGAUUAUGAGGAUGCACGACAACCUGAAACAAAAGCAAUUAUGAGUUGGUUGAGAGAGAUACAUUUCACAGCAUCUGCAAGUUUGCAUGGGGGUGCACUCGUUGCAAAUUAUCCAUGGGAUGGCACUCAGGAUAAAAGGAGGAAUUAUUAUGCUUGUCCUGAUGAUGGAACAUUCCGGUUCCUGGCAAGUGUAUAUAGCCAAUCUCACUAUAACAUGUCUUUGAGCAAGGAAUUUAAAGGAGGCAUUACAAAUGGAGCAUCCUGGUACCCCAUAUACGGUGGCAUGCAAGAUUGGAACUACAUAUAUGGUGGUUGUUUUGAGUUGACCUUGGAGAUUAGUGAUAACAAAUGGCCUAAUGCUAAGGAGCUUCCUACCAUUUGGGAGUACAACAAAAUAAGCAUGCUAAAUCUUGUUGCGAGCCUUGUGAAGACAGGAGUUCAUGGAAGGGUCUUUUCAUCAGAUAGAGGAAGGCCGUUGCCUGGGUCGAUCACGAUCAAGGGAAUAAAUUACACGGUUAAAGCUGGCAUGGCAUUUGCUGAUUAUCACCGCAUACUUGUUCCAGUAGAAAGAUAUGAAGUUAUGGCUGCUGUGCCUGGGUACAAAUCAAAGGCCACAAGUAUCUGGUUGGGAGAAGAAGCCAUGACUGUAGACUUUAUUCUUGAUCCAGGAGUCACUUCUGAGGGGACUUUACUGCAAAGUAUUUGUGGUUGCAAUUGUGGUCACAAGAGCAGGCACCUUUUGGUAGAUUAUUUUUGGGGAAUUCACUUUGAAGUUUAUUUAGUCUUGAUUGUUGUUCUAGCAUUUCUAUGCUUUUUACUGAGGAGGAGAAUAAAAUUCAACCUUUUAAAACACCGGCAGUCACCUAAAAGGUCUGUUAUGGUAUGAACUCUCAUUGUCACUUUGUGUAAUAACUCAUGUAAAUUAUGAUUGGUAAGGGAAAUAGAAUAUCUUUUUGCCCAUCUGUGCAACUAGUCUAAUGCUUGUCUUAGGUUAUUUUGAACUAUUCUUGGUUUACUUUUGUAGCAAUCUCUCUAGCAACAGGCAAUCUGUAUAGGACAAUGAUAAGCAAUGUGAACUUGCACUUUUUUCUGACCUUAGAAAAUGUAUUGUUGAAGAUUA